GAUGCAAGAGGCGAGCGCGGCGGUCGCAGGCAACGGCCGGCGGUGUCCCUGAGCCCCGCUGCUCUUCUUCCGAUCACCCGUUCCGUGGCCGGCCGCAAACAUGUCGGGCGACGAGGUGAGGCUCGCCGCCGUCGGGGAGGGAGCCGAGCCCGAGGGCUGCGCUGAUUCGUGGCCCGGGCCGCCGCCAUGUGGGAGAGUGGGCCCGAGGCCUGCGGCGGCCACAGCGCGGCCUCCACCCCGGGGACGGGCCGGGGCUCGGCGGGCGGGCGGCGGGACCUCGGCCUUUCGCGGGGUCCUCGGGGCCUCUCCUCGCGGUGCGGCCCCGCAGCUCCCCGAGCCGUGCUCGUAUCCCGCACAGCAGGGCCGGGGGGAGAAGGAGACGUGCCGGCAUCGCGUCCUCGGGGCGCCUCGUGCUCCUUUGGCGAUAGCGUUUCGCUUCAAUAUUUACCUCUUUUUGGAACCUUAAUAUCUCGUCUUUCAUUCCUGGCAGCUCCAUAGAUGCACCUUAACACAUGGUUGCCCAAAUGCAGUGGUUUUUGCUUGGGCACGCUUUCAGGGAAGUGGGUGCAGCCGUCUCCGAGAAGUCUUUCAAAUGUUAUAGCUGGAGCCAUUGAUAACCUCGUUUCAGUCUCUCUCACGGGAAAAGGAAAGCUUUCCAUAUGUGAGGCUGUGAGCAUCCUGAUGGAAGACAUGGCCAGUGGGGAACUGCGCUGACCGAAUCCAUGAGACAGCUGCUUUUGCUCAUUUUUCUUUGGUGUUGGUUAAAAUGUCUGUGGCUCAUUUCUGAGCAAAGCAUGCUCACUCUAACCUUGGAGACGGACAACUCACAACUUCUCUGAUGUAACAAACAAGUAGUGUAAUUACAAGUUACUUUAAUGGUAGCUAAGACUGGUUUUUCAGCGGCUGUGAAUGAAUAUCCAGCAUUUUUGUGUCUAAUUGUGUGCUGACAUGAAGACAAUGCUGUGAUUCCAGAAAUUAGGACCAUUACAUCGGAUGCUUUCCAUCUCAAGUGCAUUUGUUCUGAUGCUAAGGUGAGAUCAGGAAUAUCUAGUGUAGUUAAGUUGUAUCUCUGGUUUGCAUUAUCAUGCAGACUGUCAGAAUGAAAGUGGUACUAGGUAGCUGAGCCGGAUAUCUGAAUUCUGGAUAGUGUGUUUGAUAGUGAGUGCAGCCUUAACUUAUAGAAUCACCAAGGUUGGAAAAGACCCACAGGAUCACCCAGUCCAACCAUCCACCCAAGCUUCUCUGUAUCUGGCUACUAGAAACCUGGUCACCUGUUAUUGGUAAGGUUUUAAGGUGAUACUUGUGUUUUGUUUUUUAAAGCUGCCAAGGAAGAAGAUACGUGAAUCUUAAAGGACAGAUCUGUAGUGUAGAUGUUAUAAUGUCUGGUUUGCAUCACAGAGUUCUUCCAAGUACGGACAGUUGCACUGCACCACAGCUUGAAAUGUUCAGACCAUUACAGCAGAGAAACUACCUGGUAGAACCAGCUCUUGUCUGAGUGCUGCCCAGGAGUGUGGCACAGCAGGGGCAGCACAUGUCCUGCUUGUGAGGAGCAGAAUUCUAAACCCGCAAGUGAUGAGCGGUCUGUUAACCUCUAGUUAUUAAAAAUCCUAUUAUGUAUCUAAAAUCCAACUAGAUGAUAACUGAAAGGUUUUCUUUGUUCUGAGCAACUGGAGGGUUUAGGUGUUGAUUAGUUGUAAAUAACUUAGAAUUCUAUUGCAGAGAGCAGUGCAGUGUAGGGAUACCUAUACUGACUUGCACAGUGUGGUGUUGGUCUGUGUUUGGUGGACAUGCCUAUGUUUAUUCAGACUGAUGAAAUGAGAUUGUGACCUCUGGUAGAAUCCCUAGCAAGUGCCACUAUUGCAGCAAUUUUGGGUGAUGGGUUUCUGUUUGGGGAACUGAACUUGAAGCUCUAAUUUUAUAUCAUCUCAUCCUCAUCUUUUACUCACUUGAUUUCUGUAAGCCGGGAUUUUGACUGUGUGGACCUUUGAAAUAGAGGGAGUGGAUAUAUGGAAUUGUGUGUGAGAAAGAACUGUGGCCUACAGAAGAGGAAAAUCCAUAUGGGAAUUUGGCUCUGAGAGCUGAAACAGGAUGGCAAUUUCUCAUUUAUAUGUAGUAAAAGCAUAGGCUUUGUUGUAUUUAGCCUGAAGGCUACACUCUCUUCAGUAUGCCUACAACUUGUCCAGUACUUCUUAUGCUUAGAUGGUGUCAUAAUGCUAUGAUCAAUCAAAUGUACUGAAUAGAGAGAAAGUAUGGAGAAAUUCCUGAAGUUUGUAGCCCAGGAAGACCAAAUGCAGAGCAGCUUGGUUAGCAGGUUGGUUACUUCAUAUCGUGUUUUUUGUUUUAAGUCGUGUGACCUGAGAGUCCUGCUUAGUUCUUACGUAAGUUCUUGAUGAUCAAAAAUAGUCCAGGCACGGAUGUCCUUCUCAGGAUGUCCAGCUCCUGUAUUCAGUUUCCUCAGAGCAGUUAGCCUGGUGUGACCAGGCUGAAGGGUGCAGGAGUUGGCUCUGCCUGCCUGGCUGGGGAUGGUGUCCCUGUAGAGCCAAGUGGACUGUUGGAGCCAUGCACCUCUGCAGAAGACCAGUUGAAGAGCCAUGCACCUCUACUAAAAAGAUUUUUUUCAGCAUUAAAACCGUCUCCAGAGUCUAAAAGCUGUCCUUAGUUCAGUGUAAUACUGAAGAUGUACUCAACUCUCUUAUGGAGACAAGAUAUGCCCUACAGCAGUUCAGGAUGAGAGGUGUCUUUUUUCCUUAGGAAAGGGAAGAGUGAUUUGCUCUGUGUGGAGUGAUUCCUCCUUUGCAAUUACACUUGAUCUAAUCAUCUUAUUCCUGCAGCUUUGUGCAAAAGAUCUAGAAGAUAAGUCUGCGGAGUCUGUCAAAGUUGCAGCAUUCAGAGGAGUCUUGAUCUUGAAACUGGUGUUGGCUUGGUUGUUCCCAAGGCUGUACACCCUUGCCUAUGCAGGCAGCUUUCCUGUGUCAGCAGCCUGAGAGGUUACAAGAGGAAGGCAGCAAACAGUGUAAGCAGUUGUGCACAUUUUUUGAGCGCUCCGCCCUGUGGGAGCAUGAUUCAUACAUGUGCCUGAGAGGGAAGGCAGCCAAUGGGACUUUAGAAAGCCAUUCUAAGCACGCUGUGUACAACUAAAGGCACACUGCAGCAGAAGACUCAGGCUUCUGUGGGCAUUUAUGUGGGUGUUGUGUACAGCAUCUCAGUCUCAGUUCAGAGCCUUUAUGAAAUGUAUCUUCGAUGGACAAUCAGAAGAAUAUCACAAGAGCAUCACAUGUAGGAGAAUGAAAAGUACAAGGAAAAGAUUGCUGUAUGGAAAGAAAACCUUUGAAGACGUAACGAACAAGAAAUGAUUUUCGAUCCUACUAUGAGCAAGAAGAAGAAGAGGAAGAAGAAGCCGUUCAUGUUGGAUGAGGAAGGAGCAGAUACACAAACAGAAGAGACUCAGCAGUCAGAAACAAAAGAAGUUGAACCAGAGCCAACAGAAGACAAAGAUGUUGAAGCAGAUGAAGAAGACAGCAGGAAGAAAGAUGCAACAGAUGACUUGGAUGAUUUGAACUUCUUCAAUCAGAAGAAAAAGAAGAAGAAGCCAAAGAAGAUAUUUGAUAUAGAUGAAGCAGAAGAAGGUGUAAAGGAAUUAAAAAUUGAGGGAGAUGCACCAGAGGUGGUAGAACCUGAAGAUGACCUUGACAUUAUGCUGGGCAAUAAGAAGAAGAAGAAAAAGUUUGUGAAGUUUCCAGAUGAAGAUGAAAUAUUGGAAAAGGAUGAAGCUUUUGAGGAUGAAGAUAGCAAAAAAGAUGAUGGAAUUUCUUUUAGCCUUCAGUCAGGACCUGCGUGGGCAGGCUCAGAAAGGGACUAUACAUAUGAUGAGUUGCUCAAUAGAGUAUUUAACAUCAUGCGGGAAAAAAACCCAGAUAUGGUAGCUGGAGAAAAACGGAAAUUUGUCAUGAAGCCUCCGCAGGUGGUGAGGGUAGGGACCAAGAAAACAUCUUUUGUCAACUUUACAGAUAUCUGCAAAUUAUUACAUCGUCAGCCAAAACAUCUCCUGGCAUUUUUGUUGGCAGAAUUGGGUACAAGUGGCUCCAUAGAUGGUAACAACCAGCUUGUAAUCAAAGGAAGAUUUCAGCAAAAACAGAUAGAAAAUGUCUUGAGAAGAUAUAUCAAGGAGUAUGUCACCUGUCAUACGUGUCGGUCACCAGACACGAUUCUACAGAAGGACACCAGGUUAUAUUUCUUGCAGUGUGAGACUUGCCACUCUCGCUGCUCCGUCGCCAGCAUCAAAACUGGUUUCCAGGCUGUCACAGGCAAGAGAGCACAGCUCCGUGCCAAAGCUAACUAGUUUGCUAAUCAACACUGGAUUUUGCAAAGUGUUCUGGGGAGAUAUGACUGGACAGGUUUGCAAUCGGAAUGGAUUUACUUACCAUUGUAUUAAAACAAGAUUGUAAAAACUACAAGAAAUUUGGCUUUUGAUUGGUCUGUGAAAUCCUUGCAAGUUGCAGAUCCUCAAGCUGUUCACAUACAUUUGCUCAUUGAAUAUAUUUUACCAACUGUAAGGAACGUGAUGGGAAAGGAGGUGCUUUUUAAUCCAUUCAGACUUCUGUAAAACACGAGAUAAAUUAAAGAUACUGUAACAGUGAGCGUCCUUGAUUUGGGUUUUUCCUUUAGUUUCUGCUUUAAACAGUUCCUGGGAAUGGCUGGUGUUCUGUUUUGCAGAUCAUGUCACUGAACUGUGCCCGAGACUUAGACUGAAGUUUAGGAUUAUUUCAGUUUUAUGUAAUCAGUUGAUCUUUAGGUAGGCUUUCAUUAAGCGGAGAGAUGGGUCACAGAACAGAGGUGAUGUACCAACAUAAGAACUGGUUGUGCUUUUAUAGCCACUUAAGAAUGGGAACAUAUUGGUCACAGGCAAUAACGUCAGGACAGGUUUAUACUGUUUUAUUAGGCAGUCUGUAGCUUGAGCUAGUUCAAACACCAUAUUGAUGCUGAGUCUUAACACAGAGUUGAUAAGCUAUUAUAAGCUUUCAUAGUAUCAUAGUACUAAAUUUUGCAAUUUCUAAUAGAGAAAUGUUUAUAUUAAGUCCUGCACUCUUCAUCACUUUAAAAAGAGUAUUUAAAUGCAGCAAAAAUAGAAAAGUAGGUGACAUCGUUAUAUGAUGGCUGCAACACACUUCUGGAUAAAUCUUGAAUUUACGGAACGUACUGCCAAGGAGUUUAUAUUCCAAAUUAACACAGUGUCACCUCUUGGUUAUAAGACAUGUACUUCUCUCCACUAGCAGCCAGUAUCAGUAAUCUUUGCAGGAUGCACACAGUGCUACCCUAACUUGUUUUUUCUAGUGCUGCCGAAAUUUUCUUACAGUUGCCAAGUACAAAGAUGCAAAUGGAGGGUGAGCCAUUUGUGAGUACUGUAUUGGGGGGGGGGGGGGGGGGGAUGGGAAAUAAAUAGAAGUCGUGUUCACUUAACCCAUCUAUAAAAUGGUGCAGAGUCAGGUUGAGGUGCAAUAGCUCAGGACUAUUGGCUUGCAUCCCUGCGGUUUAGCAGAGUUGCUUCCUCCUUUGGGAAAACUGGUGAUUGUGAACACAAACUAUCAGAAACUGAAGGGUUUCUACUAAGUUUUAAUCUUUGUACGUAUGUUAAUGCACAACACAGUUUUGCUGGGAAGUCACUUACUUGCUAUUUGAAAACUUGACAGCACUGUAAGGCAAAAAUCAAGAUUUUUAUAGUUGGUUUCUUAAAAGCAUUAUGAAUUCCAAGUGAGCUAUAACAAAUGUUGGAUGUAUCUUUAAGUGAAUAAAGCCAGGAUCAGUGCCUCUUGUAA
Molecule: messenger RNA, 5813 nt
Organism: Gallus gallus (chicken)
Lineage: Eukaryota; Metazoa; Chordata; Aves; Galliformes; Phasianidae
Gene: EIF2S2
Product: eukaryotic translation initiation factor 2 subunit beta
Exons: 9
Coding region: 3350-4339 (329 amino acids)
Biological process (GO): formation of cytoplasmic translation initiation complex; formation of translation preinitiation complex; translational initiation
Cellular component (GO): eukaryotic translation initiation factor 2 complex
Molecular function (GO): translation initiation factor activity; mRNA binding; translation initiation factor binding
Source: RefSeq, a predicted model, not a curated record